AGAAGCUACUGUGGUGGUGUGAAUUACGGAGGAGGACUGAGCACUGGCAGUUUGGUUGGUGGCAACUACGGAGGUGGCUUAGGAGCCGCUGUCCUCGGAGGAUGCUCAGGCAUUGGAUUCAGCGGUGGCAGUGCUCGCUUUGGCGGUGGCAUUGGAGGUGGUUUUGCUGGUGAUGGCAUUCUUCUUUCUGGUGACGAAAAGGUCACCAUGCAGAACCUUAAUGACCGCCUGGCUUCUUACCUGGACAAGGUGAGAUGCCUGGAACAAGAAAAUGCUGACCUGGAGUGCAGAAUCAGGGAGUGGUACGCCAAGCAGGGCCCUUUUUGUGAGCCACGGGACUACAGCUGCUAUUAUAAAGAAAUAGAAGAUCUUCAAAAUCAGAUUGUCUGUGCAACCAUAGACAACAACAAGAUCAUUCUGAACAUUGAUAACAGCAGGAUGACAGCCGAUGACUUCCGAGUGAAGUACGAGACGGAGCUGGCCCUGCGCCAGAGCGUGGAGGCUGACAUCAAUGGGCUGCGCCAGGUCCUGGACCAGCUGACGCUCUGCAGGUCUGACCUGGAGGCACAGCUGGAGUCGCUGCGGGAGGAGCUCUGCUGCCUGAAGAAGAACCACGAGGAGGAAAUGAACUGUCUGAGGAAACAAUCGACUGGAGAUGUGAGUGUGGAGGUCAAUGCCUGCCCAGGCCCAGACCUCAGGAAGAUCCUGGAGGAGAUGAGGUGCCAGUAUGAAACACUGAUUGAACGCAAUCGCAAAGAAGUUGAGGAUUGGUAUGAGUGCAAGAUUGAGGAGGUGAAUCGGGAGGUUAUUACAAGCGGGCAGGAGGUAGAGACGUGCAACAAUCAAGUCACUGAACUGAGACGCCAAUUGCAAGCCCUGGAGAUCGAUCUCCAGGCCCAGCUCAGCCAGAGGGACAACCUGGAAUCUUCACUGGCUGAGACAGAAUGUCGCUACAACAACCACCUUGCUGAGCUCCAGAGCCAGAUCACAUGCGUGGAGCAGCAGCUGGCUGACCUACGUGCAGAAAUGGAGUGCCAGAACCAGGAGUACAAGAUCCUGCUGGAUGUCAAAUGUCGUCUGGAGCAGGAGAUCCACACGUACCGCUGCCUGCUGGAGGGCGGGCAGCAGGACCUGAUGUGA
Molecule: messenger RNA, 1140 nt
Organism: Apus apus (common swift)
Lineage: Eukaryota; Metazoa; Chordata; Aves; Apodiformes; Apodidae
Product: keratin, type I cytoskeletal 42-like
Exons: 7
Coding region: 208-1140 (310 amino acids)
Molecular function (GO): structural molecule activity
Source: RefSeq, a predicted model, not a curated record